Cololabis saira (Pacific saury) is the source of this 3638-nucleotide messenger RNA. RefSeq lists its product as uncharacterized. Lineage: Eukaryota; Metazoa; Chordata; Actinopteri; Beloniformes; Belonidae. The record is from RefSeq and is a predicted model, not a curated record. Bases 92 to 2797 code for a protein of 901 amino acids. The transcript has 3 exons.
UGGGGGCUGAAAGUCCCCGGAUGAAGCCAUCAUGGCGGCCGCUCGCUGAGCUGUCAAGCUCCCACAAAAGAAAAAAGGAACCUGAAGGACCAUGGAUUUGGUAGAAAUCUGCUCGGCCACCUCCAGAGGAGAUAACAAACGGCGCGUCAGCAAGAAGAAUAGAAGCCGGCGCAGACGGCUCCACCUCAGGAAGACGCUGGCUCAGCCCCCAGCUAUGCAAGGCCCAGAUAAGAGCGGACCCAGGAAGAUAGCGGAGGAGUGGGAGCGGGCCGCCGCCGCGUGGCGGCCGUCAAAGAAACCUCCCCAGGACGCGCGGCGGAGUCCCGGCGUGACCGACGACGGCGGAACUACACUCAGGUUCCCGUGCCCCCAGUGCAAGGACGACUCGGAAUACGCACCGAAAGACUUAACGAGACACUUUGUGGAGAAACACCGAGGGAGUCCGCCGGUCUUUUCCUGUCACCGCUGUAACUUUAGCACAACGGACUUUUCCCACCUUCAGGUUCACCUGCUAAACCACAAAGACACUUUUUCUACUUGCAGCAUUUGCAACGACAACGUCCAGCGCUCGUGGUCUGAGUUCAGCGCACACCUGAGCACAAAUCACUGCCCCAAUGGCAAAUAUUCGUGUGAAACGUGCCAGAAAUUCUCCACGGGCGACGUGGAAGUGUUUUUGGAGCACCUGUUCGGACACAAUUUGGGCCUGGACGAAGCCGACGGCGUCGACGUUUCGCUGCUGAAAAAAGACAAUCAUUCGCCGAGCGCUCAGACUUUUCGCUGCCAGUACUGUGACUUUGAGGCGUCUCGGAAAUUCCUAAUCACAAAGCACGUUAACGCCGUCCACGUUUGCAAGAACGGAAACCGACGGAAGGGGAACAGGGGCGUCCAUUCCGCGGCGGGGAAACCCAACGAGCCGAUCCCCAGGACGAAGGCCAGGCUGACGAGGAGCGCGGUGAAGGAUAUGUGCUGGCUGGCGCAGGACUGCCUCUCCCUGCCCGGCAGGGAGUUCCUGGACAAAUACUGCCACCUAUCGGACCCGCGGACCACGCUGGAGGAGACGCAGCAGUUCCUCAUGAAGUCCGUGGCCGGGGAAACCCACGAGCAGAAGUGGACCAACGCUCUCAAGACCGUUCUGUCCAAUGUUCCCAAAGAAAUGAACCUCCACGGCAAGUUGGAGAACGGGCUGAUGUCGAGCCCGUCCGACCUCGCCGUCCUCAGGGUCAAGAAUAAAAUAACCGUCGCUCAGAACGGGGCGACUUAUUCCAAGAGGUUGAGAAUGACGUCGGAUAAAGACGUGGUUUCCCCGGAAAGUGCUGUUUCUGCUGCCGAUGCUCACGGCGCCGUCAACCACAACGGAGGAACGCCGGAGCUGAAAGAUCAGCCCCCGUGUCCGGACGGCGACAACAACCUCCUCCCCGAGGUCCCGGCUCCGGCUCAGAGCGAACCGAAGGAAAACCGAGAAAACCAGGGUUUAAAAACGGACCAGGAAGCGGAGGAACGUAAUAAAAAACUGGAAGGUCCCGUACACGCUGAGGGAAAUCACAUUUCUGGGAUCCUGACCCUGGCGGUGGAGAGCGAGGAGGCGGCGCCGGCUCGCCGAGCUUUACCGAGGCGAAAGGGACAAGGCUGGCGUCGGAAGAGGAGGGGGAGAUUCAAGAAAUUAGUGAAAACUUUGGAAGGGGAGACGUUGAAAAUAGUCCUGAAGAAGAACCCCGUCAGGGGGAAGAGGUGGGUCUCACGAAGCUCUGCGUCUCCGCCGGGGAGUGAUGGGACGGAGGGGGAAUUAAAUCCCCUCGCGGCCGUGGAAGACCCCGUACAAACGCUCAGAAACCAGAGAACUGUAAAUGUUUCCACGAGCGACCGCAUCGAAGCCAUAACUCCAGAGCCGGAACGGGAACCGGCUCUGUGCUGCAACGUGGAGGCAGCGGAGCCCGAACACGCGACUGGAACUGAACCCGACGCUCAGCCAGGUUCUCCGUCAGGGAAGUCCCCGGUUCCCCUGGUAACCGACGGCGAUGGGAGUAGAUUAACCGCUGGACCAGAGCGAACGGAUCAAGGUGAGGAGGAGAAGCAGCAGGAGAAGCAGCCGCUCCAGGAAUCCAGCGCUGCUGCCGACGGCCGAGUAACGGACGAUGGGACGAGCGGAGCAACGUCUUCCCCCGAUCCCCAAACUGUUCUGACACCACACGAUGAGUUGGAGGAUUCCUGCCUGGAGCGUCCUGCAGUUUCCAUACGUACCAGAGAGGAGCCCCCAGACUCCACCUGUAACCUCCUCCAGCAGAACCCGCCCCCCCUGCAGCAGAACUCGCCCCCCUGGACCCCGGUCCCCAAGCACCAGGAGACGACCCUGAAGCUGACGGCCAUCGACCCGGCCCAGCGGGUGAAGCGUCCAGCCGGGGACCAGCCCGUGGUGGUUCUGAACCACCCGGACGCCGACAUCCCCCAGGUGACCAAGAUCAUGCAGGUGGUGCACCGGUACCGGGAGGUGAGGAAGGUGGUGCUGUCCCGCCGGACCCUGGUGGCCCUGGGGGGCCCAGACGGGCGGCCGGGGCCGGCCGAGGCCCGGCGGGGGCCCGGGGGCGGGUCGGUCCAGGAGAGGUUCACGCUGAAGAUGAAACUCCGACGGCUCAGCAGGAAGAAGUACGAGAUCGUGGAGGAGUCGGUGUCCCGGUUCCCCUGCUGGUUCUGUGGACGGAUCUUCCCGGGCCAGGAGAACAUGCUGGCCCACCGGCAGCGGCACCUGGCCGAGUGGAACCGGCCGGCCGAGUGGACCCGGCCGCGCUGGGAAAACUCUUAGAUUAGAUUAGAUUACACUGGAUGAUGGAACAGGCUGGAACGACGGGUGUUGGGGACAAAAUAAGACAAGAAAAAAUAUUGGAAAUUACGAGAAUAAAGUCGUAAUGUUACGAGAAUAAAGCCGUAAUAUUAUGAGAAUUAAGGUGGAAUACUAUGAUAAUAAAGUCAUAAUGUUGCGAAAAUAAAGUCUUAAUAUUACGAGAAUAAAGUCGUAAUAUUAUGAGAAUAAAGUCGUAAAAUUACGAGAAUUAAGGUGGAAUACUAUGAUAAUAAAGUCAUAAUGUUGCGAGAAUAAAGUCGUAAUAUUACGAGAAUAAAGUCGUAAUAUUACGAGAAUAAAGUCGUAAUAUUAUGAGAGUAAAGUCGUAAUAUUAUGAUUUUAUUCUCGUAAUAUUACGAUUUUAUUCUCGUAAUAUUACGAUUUUAUUCUAAAAUAAAGUUGUAAUAUUACGAGAAUAAAGCCGUAAAAUUACGAGAAUAAAGUCAUAAUGUUGAGAGAAUAAAGUCAUAAUGUUGAGAGAAUAAAGUCGUAAUAUUAUGAGAAUAAAGUCGUAAUUUUACGAUUUUAUUCUCGCAAAAUUAUGACUUUAUUCUCGUAAUUUUCCGACUUUAUUAAGAAUAAAGUCGUAAUUUAUGAGAACUCUAACAGGAACAGCUUCUUCUCUCUGUGUUUAAAAUGAGGAAUAUUGAGCAUCUUGUGAAGUUAAUAAAUUACGACUUUAUUCUCAUAAUAUUACAACUUUAUUCUUGUAAUAUUAUGACUUAUUCUCGUAAUAUUACGACUUUAUUUUCAUAAUAUUACGACUUUAUUCUCGUAAUAUUACGACUUUAUUCUCGCAACA